AUGGCAUGGUCACUAGUUUGUCCCGCAAAUCGAGGAAUUGGUUUCUAUUUAACUCGACAUCUCCUUCAAAACACACAACUUCCCGUCGUGGCAACGUCGAGGAAAGAUAUUGAAGGAGCGAGGAAAUCUAUCUUGACAGACUUGGAUGUUGAUCCCAAGAGAUUGACGGUAUUGGAAGUCGAUGUCACGAAUGAAUCCACCAUCUCCUCAGCCGCAGAAAAAUGUUCAUCUCUCUUCCCCUCCUCAACCCACCAUCUCCGUCUCGCCUUUUCCAUCCCCGGGGUUCUCUACCCUGAAAAAUCACCCGCCCAACUAGACCAAUCCCAAAUCCAACACACCUUCGCCGUCAACACCAUCGGCCCCCUCCUCCUCACCAAACACUUUUCUCCCUUCCUCCCCCCAAAACGUCUCGAUCUCUCUUCCUCCCCCGACACAAAAAAUCUUCCGCCCCAUGCCCUCUGGCUCAACAUGUCCGCUCGCGUAGGUUCCACCUCGGAUAACGCACUCGGGGGGUGGUAUAGUUAUCGCGCUUCGAAAGCAGCGACGGGCUUGUCAAAGGAGUUUUGGGGAGGUGUCAAGGAGGGGAAAUUGUUCAGUCCCGAGUUUGCGGUGGAGAAGUUGUGGGAUGUUGCGAUGGCCAAGGGGAUUGAGAGUAGAGGGCGUUGUUGGGAUUGGAGGGGAGUCGAAAUUUCCCCUUGA
Messenger RNA from Botrytis fragariae, 699 nucleotides. Its product is annotated as putative short-chain dehydrogenase reductase sdr protein. NCBI's taxonomy places the organism in Eukaryota, Fungi, Ascomycota, Leotiomycetes, Helotiales, Sclerotiniaceae. The record is from RefSeq and is a predicted model, not a curated record. The coding region runs from base 1 to 699 and encodes 232 amino acids. The transcript has 3 exons.